This is a messenger RNA of Papaver somniferum (opium poppy), 2545 nucleotides long. RefSeq names its product ABC transporter G family member 21. Gene Ontology annotation, cellular component: membrane. The transcript has 5 exons. Lineage: Eukaryota; Viridiplantae; Streptophyta; Magnoliopsida; Ranunculales; Papaveraceae. The coding region runs from base 377 to 2422 and encodes 681 amino acids. The record is from RefSeq and is a predicted model, not a curated record. Gene Ontology annotation, molecular function: ATP hydrolysis activity; ABC-type transporter activity; ATP binding.
CAGUUACAAGUUAUCUUGUGUUUGUCUUUAUAUAUACACACAUUUUAUCACUAUACAUACAUUAAAAUUUGUUGAAUGACGAAUCUCAGCUAAGCAAUUAAUUAACCUUGUUUCUCGUGUUUUCUUCACAACUUUCAUUAAAAAGUUCACAUGAGUUGCUCUCCUGAACAUGUGAAAGCUCUAGCUAGUUUCUUUCAUCUGCGAUCAUACGCGUAUUUAUAUUAUCUAUAGCACUUUGAUCUUCAUCUUCAUUUAUGCUUUAAUCUCUAUUCUUUUUCUUACUACUCUCAGUUCUAUAUGUAGCUAAUAAGGUCAACUUCUUAUAUUCUACUAUACAAUCUCUUUUUCAUAUCUGAUCUCUCUUUGAUCCAAACAUAUGAUUACCCCAGCUGAACAAGAAAUUGAAGUUUUUAGCAGGCCACAGCCGACUAACGUGUUUCCAACUGCAAACAGAUCAGAAAACAUCGUCGUGCAUGCUGAGCCACCGGUUUCUGCAAGUAAUGAUGUAAACCCAUGUCUGGAUGAUUCUCAACAAAUGCGAGAAACACCAGGCCGUUGCUCUAUUUUACGUGAAUCACUGCGCCCUGUAACGCUCAAGUUUGAAGAAGUGGGUUACAGUAUUAAGGUUGUUAACACCGAUAGAAAUUGGUGGAGAUCAGCUGAGGCCAAACCCGAUAAGAUCAUUCUCGGUGGUGUAACUGGGGUAGUUAGACCUGGGGAGUUACUUGCCAUGCUCGGUCCAUCAGGCAGUGGUAAAACAACUCUUCUCACUGCCCUAGCGGGUAGACUACCAGGGAAGAUUUCAGGAACCAUAACAUACAAUGGGCAGCCAUUUUCCGGGUACUUAAAACGGAAAACAGGUUUCGUAACACAAGACGACGUUCUGUAUCCUCAUCUUACUGUAAUAGAGACGUUAACUUAUACAGCAUUGCUAAGGCUACCAAGUAAGUUAACCAAACAAGAGAAGAUUGAACAAGCUGAACUAGUUAUAAUGGAACUAGGAUUAACGAGAUGUAGUAGUAGUAUCGUCGGUGGUGGUCUUUUGCGUGGCAUAUCAGGUGGUGAAAGAAAACGGGUUAGUAUCGGGCAAGAAAUGUUGGUAAACCCGAGCCUCCUGUUACUAGAUGAACCAACAUCAGGACUUGAUUCAACUACCGCUCAACGAAUUGUGGCUACAUUACGAGGAUUAGCUAAGGGAGGAAGAACCGUGGUUACAACAAUCCAUCAACCAUCAAGCCGGUUGUAUAAAAUGUUCGAUAAGGUCGUGGUUUUAUCGGAUGGAUUCCCAAUUUAUAGCGGUAAUGCUGGUCGGGCUAUGGAAUAUUUCGGGUCUAUUGGUUUUAAGCCCGGUGAUGACCUUAUUAAUCCGGCUGAUUUCUUUCUCGAUCUUGCCAAUGGUGUGACAUCUGAUGUGAAACAAUAUAGUCAGCAAGAGAAUCACUGUCAAGCAACACAAAAUGAUAGAAGUUCAACUAAACAAAUUCUAAUAGCUUCGUACAAGCAAAACUUGCAUGAAUUUUUAAAGGCUGAGACGGCUAAAGAAAAUCAUAGGGAUCAGAAAGUUUCAGGGCAAAUAAAAUCGUCUAGCCGAAGUUUAGAGAAGCAGUGGACUUCAUCUUGGUGGGAACAAUUCAGGGUUUUGUUGGAAAGAGGUUUAAAAGAAAGGAAACAUGAAUCUUAUUCAGGGUUAAGGAUAUUCCAAGUGAUGUCUGUUUCAAUUCUUGCGGGUCUUUUAUGGUGGCAUUCUGAUCCUUCACACGUACAAGAUCAGGUUGGACUUCUCUUUUUCUUCUCAAUAUUCUGGGGUUUCUUCCCAUUAUUCAACGCAAUAUUUACAUUCCCACAGGAACGACCAAUGCUAAUUAAAGAACGUUCAUCCGGAAUGUACCGUCUUUCCUCUUAUUUUUUUGCGAGAAUCGCUGGUGACUUGCCAAUGGAACUUGUUCUUCCAACAAUAUUUGUAGCCAUUACAUAUUGGAUGGGAGGUUUAAAACCUUCACCUCUGAACUUCAUACUAACUCUAUUCAUCAUUCUCUUCAACGUCUUAGUCUCACAAGGUUUAGGGUUAGCUCUUGGUGCAAUUCUAAUGGACGUGAAACAAGCAACCACAUUAGCCUCUGUGACAAUGCUCGUUUUUCUACUAGCGGGUGGAUAUUACAUCCAACAUAUUCCUCGUUUUAUAGCUUGGUUGAAGUAUACUUCGUUUAGUUAUUAUUGUUACAAGCUUCUUAUUGGAGUACAAUAUACCGACAAAGAUGUUUAUGAAUGUGGAUUUGGUAAACAAUGCAAGGUUUUGAAGUUUCCACCUAUAGAACAUCUAGGUUUAAGUUGCAAAGGUUGGGAUGUAUUUGCUUUGGUUCUUAUGUUAGUUGGUUAUCGACUUCUGGCUUAUUUAGCUUUGAAGAACGGCUUACCUCGUUGAUCAACCUGCACAUUUACUAAACUAAUGCUAUUUUAGUAUUUUGGAAAAAUAAUUUACAAUUCUUGUAACAUAAUGGAACUUAAAAUAGUCUCUCGAACAAUAUAUAUUGAAAAAUGCCAACAA